This is a messenger RNA of Closterium sp. NIES-67, 2395 nucleotides long. The record is from the annotation of a GenBank genome assembly. NCBI's taxonomy places the organism in Eukaryota, Viridiplantae, Streptophyta, Zygnematophyceae, Desmidiales, Closteriaceae.
AACUGGCCCUCAAACCACAAGCAAGGCGGAUUACCUAGGUAUGAAGUCUAAGCUUGUCAUGAGGUCCUAUGAGGCACCGGCCCGGGCCACGGAGGGCGGCACUCUGUGAUCCGGGGGGGAGCGUCCCGUGAGACGUGCGCAUGGACUCUCUUCGGAGGGUUGGUGCGCACAGGCCCCAGCGGAGGGGGCGGGGAGCUCUCCAGGUGCGGAGGAUCACCUGGGAAAAUGGGGAGAGGAGGAACUGGCUCUCGAACCACAAGCAAGGCGGAUUACCUAGGUAUGAAGUCUAAGCUUGUCAUGAGAUCCUAUGAGGCACCGGCCCGGAACACGGAGGGUGGCACUCUGUGAUCCAGGGGGGAGCAUCCCGUGAGACGUGCGCAUGGACUCUCUUCGGAGGGUUGGUGUGCACAGACCCCAGCGGAGGGGGCGGGGAGCUUUCCAGGUGCGGAGGAUCACCUGGAAAAAUGGGGAGAGGAGGAACUGGCUCUCGAACCACAAGCAAGGCGGAUUAUCUAGGUAUGAAGUCGAGCUUGUCAUGAGGUCCUAUGAGGCAUCGGCCCGGGCCACAGAGGGCGGCACUCUGUGAUCCGGGGGGGAGCGUCCUGUGAGACGUGCGCAUGGACUCUCCUCGGAGGGUUGGUGUGCACAGACCCCAGCGGAGGGGGCGGUAAGCUCUCCAGGUGCGGAGGAUCGCCUGGUAAAAUGGGGAGAGGAGGAACUGGCCCUCGAACCACAAGCAAGGUGGAAUACCCAAGGAGGAAGGUUACUCUUUGGGUCCGCUCGGUCCCUACAAACUUCUUGACACUGGUAAUAUGCGGUCGGUUUCGUAUCCCAAUCCGCCUAUGGCUAGGUGGCCCCCCCUCGUUGCGAGGCGGCGUCAUUGACCCAUGGGUUGGGGAGGGUAGGAUUCAGGCUUAUUGGAACCAGGGAAAAAGAGGAGAACCCAAUCGGAUCACUCCUCGCAAGGGGUCUGAACCAACUGGGUGCUCAACCACUGCCAUAAAGAAGUUGAUGUCGGUGCAACUUGCAAAACUCAUAUGCAGUGGUUGAGACGGUCGACUCUUUUUCAGGGGGAAAGCUCGAAGCUCACUUGAGGCCAAAAACCUGGAAUGAGACCCAUGUUGACUGUGGACGAUCUCGGUCGGACGCAGGACGAUGCACGGGUACCUGAACAUGUUAGUAGGUCAAGGACGGUGUGUCCUAGAGUUUUCUUAACGUGGAAUGACAAUCGGAAGCAUGGUGAUGCCACGUGGGAGUUAAUGCUUUCGUGGUGCAUGGGAGAAAUCGCCGGACUAUUUCAGUUACGGUGGAUGUCUCUAGCAUCGUGUCUUUCCACUCACGAUGAGAUGGCUCGACCGCAAUGUCGAGUCUGGGUUGGUAGUGCCUCUGGUUUGAGUGUCAGACUUCGGUUUGUCGCACUCGGUAGAUGUAACCCAACUCGUAUCUUAUCGUGGCUGCAAUGGGAUGGCUCGGUGGCAACGCCGGGUUCUGUGCUGGUUUGUUUCUCUGGUUUGAGCGUGAGGCCUCGGUCCUGUAGCGCUCGGUAGAGGAAACACAGCCCACUCACAUCUCGUUGUGGAGGUUGAGGAAGCCCGUCUCCUUAGCCACUCGGAUACGUGAAAGGCAUCGCUUGCUCAAACUGGAAGCCAGUGUGUGGCAUGUUAAAGUCCCGUACCCAUAAUCUAAUAAACGAGCACCACACAAAAAAGGGGAAGGCGCUAAGAGUAUGGAAAAGGGUUGAUGUUGCCCUUGGUCAUGCCCUAAAAGACAAGAUGGAGCCCAAGUCGGGUACCCUGGGCCUAGCUGGCGGAUACUGGGACACUGGUGGAACGGAGUAAAGCAAGCGUUGUCGAGUACCAUAUCUGAGCCCGAUACGUAAGAGGGGCAUACCGAACUGAGCCAAACGGCCACUGGGGCCCGAAUCCCGGCUAUCCAGCUUUAUGCGGAGGUGGUUGAAUCGGUGCAAGGCAACCAGCCGAAGUAACGAAGGGAGGUAUGUCCCACUUGCUGUACGGCCUUGAGAAGGAUGUGCUUGCGUCCUAGGUGGCAUAAAAACCACCUAGGCACUAGCACGGAGCUCUCUUGGAAUUGUCAAGAAAUGAGACUGUGAUGGGAUCGGGUUGGCUUGUCCCGACGAUCAGUGUGAUGAUCUUCUUGGACGGGCUUGCCCAACCUCGGAGCAUCUUGAGGAGCAAUGCUGUUUGCUGACGCGUGAGGGGCCACUUCUUAAGCAAACCUACCAGUGCGGUAGGCGAUCGGUUCGGUGCAUCCUACUUCCUGUAUAAGUAGGCGGCGGGCACAAACCGGUCAGCGGCAGUGGUCAGAGCCGAGAUGGGGAAUUGGACCUAUAGAGGAUGCCCUCUGGCCCAUGAAACCCGGCUUAUUACGACAGUGG